Messenger RNA from Scomber scombrus (Atlantic mackerel), 1766 nucleotides. Its product is annotated as 12-(S)-hydroxy-5,8,10,14-eicosatetraenoic acid receptor-like. Gene Ontology annotation, biological process: G protein-coupled receptor signaling pathway. The record is from RefSeq and is a predicted model, not a curated record. NCBI's taxonomy places the organism in Eukaryota, Metazoa, Chordata, Actinopteri, Scombriformes, Scombridae. The coding region runs from base 416 to 1453 and encodes 345 amino acids. The transcript is spliced from 3 exons. Gene Ontology annotation, cellular component: membrane. Gene Ontology annotation, molecular function: G protein-coupled receptor activity.
GCAGUCUCACUCAAACAGGGCUGACAAACACACUGACACAAGGGUGUUUUUCUCUUCUUUUUUAUGCAGUGCGUGUUUUCAGUGUGUGCGAGCCGUGGUUACAGUGCAUGUUUCCUCAGCAUGUUUUGGCACAGCCGACCGAAUCUUGACAGAGCUCCAGAAUCACUGUAGGGCUUUCAGAGGGGGAACUUGACGGAUCACGACAAAAGAAGCAAAACCAGUGCCUGAGGACAGAAGAUUUUGGGUCAGAGGAAGCUGCAGUCGCCUCCCGGACGUAAGAUUUAACUUUGUGAUGCCUGCCUGCAAACACCUUUAACCCUCAACCUUCCUCCUGCUGCAGUAUUACAUCAAAUAAUACUCCUUUGUUGACUGAAACUACUACCACUGUGGAUGCAGUGCUUUUUCUCUUUUGGUUAUGUUUGGCCAACAAAACAUGUCUACAAAUUCAACGGUUGACCACUGCAAAACGCCUAACUUUGACACAUACAAAGCCCUCUCCUGGCUGAUGAUUGUGGAGUUCGUGCUGGGUCUGCCUCUCAACCUGUCCGUCCUCUACAUCUUCAUCUUCAGGUUCAAGUUCUGGAAGAACAAAAGCAUCUUCCUCUUCAAUAUUGUGGUUGCUGAUUUCCUGCUGGUGGUGUGUCUUCCCGCCAAGGCCUACCACUACCAGCAUGGCCAGAGACGCAGCUCCAACAGUGCGGUGUGUAAGACCCUGCUCUUCAUGCUGUUCCUCAACAGAGGGGCCAGCAUCGGCUUCCUCAUCACGCUGUCCCUCGACCGCUACUUCAACGUGGUCCAUCUCGGGAGGAGGAACUUCGUCAAAGUGCUGAAGAAGACUCCUCAGAUCUCCAUCGUGAUCUGGCUCCUCCUGCUGCCCCUCACCAUCCCCACCAUGGUGAACACCUUCGAGUGCUGCAACAGUCACGGCCGAGUGGUGGAGACAUAUUCUCACGAUGUGACUGACACAUUCAGAGAGGUGGUCUUCUUCACCCAGAUCCUCAUCCCCUUCAUCAUCCUCGUCUACUGCACGGUGCGCAUCGUCAACCGCCUGAGAAAGAAAACCGUUGGGGAGAAGACCAAACUGAGGCGAGCCGUCUGCGUGGUCAUGUCCGUGGUCGUCGUCUUCUCCAUCUGCUUCCUGCCCUGCACUAUCGCCCGGGCGGUGCUGCUCUACUUCAGGCUGCAAAACAUGCAGGUGGCGGAGGACGUGGCGGUCCAGGUCUACGACGGCCUCAUGGUUCUGUCUUACGUGGACUGCCUACUGGACCCACUGGUGUACUGCUUCUGUAACUCGGGGUUUAAAGACGCUUAUAUAACCACCUUCUGUCCUGGGCCCCUGCAGAAGAAGCUGCUGAAUGCCAACUUCGGAUUGGGAAGUGGAGCGACGACCAUAACGACAAAUUCUGCAGCAGCAGCAAGAACUGUCACUUCGCCGAUAAUGGAGAAAUCCUGAUUGGUUUUUAAUUAUUGUUUAGAAUAUCUCUUACCAGUAUGCCUCAACCACACAGACCUGCAUUACCACUGCUCCACCUACACAGGUGUAUUCAGCUAUUCUGGUGGAGUCUUACUUUGACAAUCUGAUGUCAUUCACUCAGAGGCUGAAAACACGAUGGGUGUAGCAGAGCAACCUCAUACUCCGCCUCCUAUAUAGUGUUAUGGCGCUUUUCCACUACACAGUUCCAGCACGACUCGCCUCGACUCGGUUUUUUUUGCGUUUCCACUAGGGAUAGUACCUGGCACCUGGUACUUUUUUAGUACCUGCUCUG